AUGUCGUGGCUCUUCGGUUCCAGCCGCACAGCAGAGAAAGCCCCCGAACCCACUCCGGCGCCUGCCGAAAAGCCAAAGCCCUGCUGCGUCUGCAAGGACGAAAAGACUACCCGGGAUGACUGCAUGCUCUUCUCAAAAUCCGACGACCCGGCCCAAGAAUGCAAGUCCGUGAUUGAACAGUACAAGGCCUGCAUGGCUGGCUAUGGAUUCAAGGUCUAG
Messenger RNA from Aspergillus alliaceus, 219 nucleotides. RefSeq names its product copper metallochaperone COX17. Bases 1 to 219 code for a protein of 72 amino acids. Gene Ontology annotation, biological process: mitochondrial respiratory chain complex IV assembly. NCBI's taxonomy places the organism in Eukaryota, Fungi, Ascomycota, Eurotiomycetes, Eurotiales, Aspergillaceae. Gene Ontology annotation, cellular component: mitochondrial intermembrane space. The transcript has 3 exons. The record is from RefSeq and is a predicted model, not a curated record. Gene Ontology annotation, molecular function: copper ion binding; copper chaperone activity.